Molecule: messenger RNA, 3245 nt
Organism: Cyprinus carpio (common carp)
Lineage: Eukaryota; Metazoa; Chordata; Actinopteri; Cypriniformes; Cyprinidae
Product: putative sodium-coupled neutral amino acid transporter 7
Exons: 13
Coding region: 306-1703 (465 amino acids)
Biological process (GO): amino acid transmembrane transport
Molecular function (GO): L-asparagine transmembrane transporter activity; L-aspartate transmembrane transporter activity; L-histidine transmembrane transporter activity
Source: RefSeq, a predicted model, not a curated record
GGUACUUUGAUACCAUACACUGAUCGAUCACACCUAUAGCUGCUGCUGCUGCUGUGUAAGCAAAACAUACCUCACAAGAUCUCAGCGGAGGCGGCAGCAGCCACGUCUGUUAUUCUGUUCCUCACUGAAAAACAUCCCAUCGAUGCUCUUCAGUACAGUACAAGAUCAGCGAAGAACAUACACGAGGUGAUCACUAAACACGACUUCCUCUCUGUAACUGUCUGGACUCUGUGGGUGUGUGUUAGUCCAGUUUUUGCCCUAUGGUGUCCUUAUUAAUCUGAGGGUGUUUGAGGAAAGCAAGCGUCAUGUCGAGGGCAGACAGGGCGAUUAACAGUGAAGCGGGUGACUGGGGCUUCAGUGAGGACGCUGGUGAAAGGGCAUGGCUCUUGCAGAGCCCCAGUGUGGAGUCCAUGCAGCCACCUAAUCAAACUGACAACCGAAGGGGAGGGACUUCAGUACUCGGGGCUGUGUUUAUUGUGGUGAAUGCUGCUCUGGGAGCCGGACUUCUCAAUUUCCCUGCUGCUUUCAACAUGGCUGGAGGCGUCACAGCCGGCGUGACCCUUCAAAUGAGUAUGAUGGUCUUUAUCAUCACUGGGCUGGUGAUCUUGGCUUAUUGUUCUCAGGUGAGCAAUGAAACAACAUAUCAGGAGGUGAUUCGUGCUGUGUGUGGGAAGGUUCUGGGUGUCGUAUGUGAGCUGGCCAUUGCUGUUUACACCUUUGGCACCUGCAUAGCCUUCCUUAUUAUUAUUGGCGAUCAGUUAGACAAGCUGAUUGGCGCAGUAAAUCAUGAGUCAGAGAAAAUGAUUAGUUCGCACUGGUACACAGAUCGCAAGUUCACCAUCACUUUGACCUCAGUGCUGAUCAUACUUCCUCUGUCUAUACCCAAAGAGAUUGGCUUCCAGAAGUAUGCCAGCACCCUGAGUGUUAUUGGCACCUGGUAUGUGACAAUCAUAAUCAUCGUCAAAUACAUCUGGCCCGACAAAGACGUUUCUCCCGGAAUCAUCCCAGUCAGCCCUGCAUCCUGGACCGAUGUGUUCAAUGCCAUGCCCACAAUCUGCUUUGGUUUCCAGUGUCACGUCAGCAGCGUUCCUGUUUUCAACAGCAUGAAGAAGCCAGAAAUCCGGCCUUGGUGGGCAGUUGUGACAGUCAGCAUGAUCAUCUGCCUCUUUGUGUAUACAGGCACAGGUGUCUGUGGCUUCCUGUCCUUUGGCUCAAGUGUAAGCCAGGAUGUUUUGAUGUCAUAUCCAUCUGAUGAUAUUGCGGUGGCCAUUGCUCGAGCCUUCAUCAUCAUCUGUGUUGUUACCUCAUAUCCAAUCCUGCACUUCUGUGGAAGGGCAGUGCUGGAAGGUUUGUGGUUGCGUUUUAAAGGAGAGGAGGUGGAGACAGAUGUGGCCAGGGAACGGAGACGGAGAAUACUGCAGACACUCGUCUGGUUUUGUCUCACAUUAAUUCUUGCUCUCUUCAUUCCUGAUAUCGGACGAGUGAUUUCACUAAUUGGUGGUUUGGCUGCAUGCUUCAUUUUUGUUUUUCCAGGGUUGUGCUUGAUUCAGGCAAAGCUUUCAGAGCAUGAUGUCAGAUCAGCCAGUUGGAAGGGAAUGGUGGCCUAUGGGGUUGUUAUGGUUACGAUUGGUGCUUUCAUCUUUGGCCAGACGACCACAAAUGCCAUCUACCAAGAUAUCAUCAAUCCUUCCAGCAGCCCAUAGACGAGUUGUUGUGACCUCAUGAAUAUUGGGCUAUGAACCAAUAGAGACAAAUUAAAAAACAAGGGAAUGAAGCCUGUCCAAAUCACGUCUACCACUGACCUCUAUCAAGUCUUCAGGAUACUGUUUGAAAUUUCUCAUACUGUAAAGCGCAGCAGUCCCACAGAAGUCUGUACCUCUUGAUGUAGUGGAUCAUCCACAUGCAUGCAGCAUCACGCUCUCUGCUCUGGCUGUUUGUGAAUGGAGGACCCCUGUGAAGGACACUAUGCUUCACUAUUUUCUGAAUGGAUAUGGACAUUGUGUUAAAUCCUCCAGUGUUAGAUCUUCCAAAUAUAGCCUCUUUCUUUUGAAAUCUAAUUUUGUUUUUUGUCCAUUCUCUUUUUUUAAUUUUUAUAUAUUUUUUUAAGAAACUGAUUUUAUGAAGACCUUAUAUACUUGAUAUUGCAAAUGUGGUCAGUGUUCAUAAUGUUUUACCCUUAGAAUCUUAUUGCAAACUUUUUUCUUGAGGACUUGCACUGACAAACAUGUAGUACUACAGCUCCAUAAGAUCUGAGAAGAUUAAUGGUGUGUGUGUGCGCUGGUAUAUAUGGUUUAUGAGGACACAGAUGUGUAUACUGACAUUGUUACUACAACGUAAACAUGGUUUAUGAGGACACAGAUGUGUAUACUGACAUUGGUACUACAACGUAAACAUGGUUUAUGAGGACACAGAUGUGUAUACUGACAUUGGUACUACAACGUAAACAUGGUUUAUGAGGACACAAAUGUGUAUACUGACAUUGGUACUACAACGUAAGCAUGGUUUAUGAGGAGACUUCCUGUGUCCCUGUAAAACCAAAGGUUAAAAAAACAUACAAAACAGUGUUUUAUGAGUUUCAAAAAUUGCCAGUAGUUUUCUGUAAUGGGUAGGUUUACUUGUACGGCGAUAGAAAAUACAGUUUGUACAGUACAAAAACCAUUACGCCUGUGGAGAGUCCCCGUAAACCUCAAAUGCAAGUGUGUGUGUUUACCACUUUAGAUCAGAAGUGACACAAAGGGACAAUUAUUUAAACUGUAUUUCAGAAAAUACUUGAUGAAUGGUUUUUAUUUUCAUUUAAUGCAUUGUUCUUCUGAAUGUGUUUUUCAUGAAAUUGUUGCUUAGGCCAAGGGUGCAGUUAUCUCUGAUUUUAUUAGUUUACCGUUACUUGAGUGAGUAUAAUUAAGACUAGAUGGUUAACUGAAAACUCAGAAUUAUUUUGUGUUUAUUUUGUUUAAGGGGAGAAAUUCUGCUACUGAAGUGUGAGAAUGAGAAUGUAUAGGUUCCAUGAAAACAUUCUCCUAACAGUUUAAUUGUGCAAGUCACAAUUGCGGUGUGCUGGUGACCCCUUUUGUACCACAUGCUCCAAUUCUCAAUAACGCCUACAUAUGAAAAUUCCUCAUGGAUUUAAUCAAUAACACUAGAUGCAUGUUUGCUUUUGCACAGUCAUGUAUUAUUGUAUGUUUUACUGUUUCAGUGCAAUCACUAAAGGGAUGUUCCAUGAUAAAUCAGCAAACUGCUUUUGUGCA